Fonticula alba is the source of this 2004-nucleotide messenger RNA. RefSeq lists its product as hypothetical. NCBI's taxonomy places the organism in Eukaryota, Rotosphaerida, Fonticulaceae. Gene Ontology annotation, cellular component: delta DNA polymerase complex. The transcript is spliced from 5 exons. Bases 16 to 1818 code for a protein of 600 amino acids. Gene Ontology annotation, biological process: DNA strand elongation involved in DNA replication; DNA replication. Gene Ontology annotation, molecular function: DNA binding. The record is from RefSeq and is a predicted model, not a curated record.
CUCCCUGCCCGAAGCAUGACCAUCUCCUGCGGCCCCGGCGGCCGGACGCCCCGUCCGGAGGUGACCUUCGACCCGGCCCUGGGCGAAGGCUUCCGCAUCACCUCUUUCGGCCAGCCGGUGUCGCCGGAGCUGAUGGCCAUGGAUGCCGAGGCAAAGCAGCGGGCGUCGUCAUCGUCGGCGGUGGCCGGCGGUGGCAGCGGCCUUGACGGCAUCACGGCCCAGUUUUCCGGCAUCUACCAAUCUCGGCUGGAGGGGCUGAAGCCGCGGGCGUUGGCCGCCGCUCGGGCCGCCUGGCCCGACAUCCCGGCCAGCCAGCAUGUCGACAAGGUCCUGGAUAUGCCGCUGCUCGGCGACAACUCCCUGGAGUCGAGCCAGCACAUGGUGGGCAAGAUCCCCUGGCUCGGCCUGACCGCGACCGACCGCCCAUCGGCACAGCGCUCCGUCGUGUGCGGUGUCAUCUAUGCCGAACUGCCCGGCAAGCCGAAUGUCAUUGAUGAGCUGUCGCGCUUGCAAAAUAUCCGCCCCGUGGAUCCGGCCACUCGUCCGGCCAGCUUCGGGACCCCCACCAAGGGGGCUACCCCGCGGCCGGCUUUCUUCGCGCUGGAGGACGAGUCUGGACGGCUGAUCCUGUCUGGCCCGCGGAUCUUCCAAGAGAUGCUGGUUACCGGCGUUGUCUGCGCCAUCCUCGGCGUGCAGCUUAUCCCCGGGGAGCUGUUUGUGCGGGACAUCUGCUUCCCGCUGCCGGCGCCACAGCGUCCCCUGCCGUCGGCCUCGAAUACGGGCAACAGCCUGCUGGCACUCACCUCCAAUUGGAGCCUCGGGGCCGGGACCGCCGGCACGCCGGCGGCCCUGCUGGACAUGCUGGUGGAUUGGGUGGCCGGUCGCGUGGAGGCAGUGGUCUCCGACGAGGAGGCCGGGGAUCAGCUGGGCGGGCUGGGGUCAAUGAUCCCCUCGGCAUCGAAGAGGCCCAUGGAGCCUGGGGUCCCCUCGCCGGUGAACAUCACCCGGCUGAUUGUUGCGGGCAACCUCUUCUCCAAGCAGGCCGACUACUAUGACAACCAGGAUGUCGGCCGCGUGAACCAGCGCCGGAGGGAGGAGCUUCGCCGGCAGGAGGAGCACACCGCCGCUCAGAUGGCCCAGGCCGACCUGGCCAUCGCGCAGCUGGCCCAGUGUGUGCAUGUGGAUGUGAUGCCCGGCGAUGGGGACCCGACACCGAUGCAGCAUCCGCAGCAGCCCCUCCCCGGGUUUGUGUUCCCCCGGUCUCGCCGCCUGCCCCUGUUCAGCACCACCACCAACCCCUAUGCCUUCUCUGUGGAUGGGGUUGAUCUGGUCGGCAUUUCGGGCCAGGCGCUGGACGACAUCAUCCGGUAUAUGUACCCGCUGGCGGCCGAGGUGCUGCGGCAGGUUGGGAUCCCGGUGGCUGAUGAUCGGCCCGACAGCGGUGAUCUUGUGCCUGGCAGCCCGGCCGACAUGGCUGCUCGUUUCCAUGCGGCGGAGCUCCUCCUCCGGGCGUGUCACUGGUCUCCGACCGCACCUGACACCCUGCCCUGCUUCCCCUUCUGGCAUGGCGAUCGCCUGCUGGCCAGCGACACGCGCCUGCCUCACGUCCUUUUCAUUGGCAACCAGCCGGCUUUUGCCUCGCGCGUGGUGACCCUCAACCAGAAGCUGCCCGACCGGCCGGCGGUCACCGUGCGCGUCGUCAUGGUCCCCGGCCUGGCCACCACAGGGCAGAUUGCGCUCCUGAAUCUGCCAACGCUGGAGGUGGACAGCAUGCACUUUUCCACCGCCAGCAGCAGCAGCAACAGCAUCCAGCCGUGAGUCAAGUCAACUCUGCCCCUCCCCCCUUGUUUGAGAGCCCCUCGUGCGGUCGGUGGCCCCACUGCCAGCCCCCCUCGCUCGGAUGACGCUUCGCUUGUUUGGGAAUAAAUACCGCCAUACUCCUCCCCUUUCCCCGGAGGAGAACGAGGCACAGGGGAACGGGCGGAAAAAAAGCAAAAAAAAAAG